Molecule: messenger RNA, 246 nt
Organism: Protopolystoma xenopodis
Lineage: Eukaryota; Metazoa; Platyhelminthes; Monogenea; Polystomatidea; Polystomatidae
Source: the annotation of a GenBank genome assembly
AUGCCAGGCUGUCGCUUAAACAUUCGAAAGGAUUGCUAUUCCUCUUUCGCGGCAGACGGGUUUCCCAGACGCUCCCAGUUGCGCAUACUUCAUCUCGAACGGGUCCUGGUGCUCCGAGACGCCACCAGUUGCUGGUUGGCACUAACUUGUGACCUCGGACAGACUCUUGCUUGUCUCGAGGCUCGAGUGGACGCUCUUGCGUCGUCGCUCUCGACUUGCCGGCUCCGGACGGACAAAGCGCACUGA